GCCACGCGCAGACCAAGCCGAAGCAUACAAAACUCCAGUACAAUGUACGCUAACUCCCGGUAUUCCCGACACCAGACGCAGUACACGUCGUCGCCCUCCAAGUACAGCCACCCGCAGUACUCGUCCCCGACCAAGUACAGCGCAUACGACGGGUACUCAUCGCCGGUCAAGUCUACGUCGUACCAACAGCGCAGCUAUGCCGAGUACUAUUCAUCUCCCAGCAGUCCCACUUACUACAACCAGCAGGAGUACUACAACUCGGGCGCGUCCACGGCUUCCUCGUCUUCCCAGGAGGGUCCAUUCUACGCAGAUGAACUCGACGAACUCGAUGAUUACACUAUGGGCCUUGCCAGCCCUGACAUGACCACGAUCCCCACCGUCCCGACGCCGGUAAAGCUCAGCAAAUACGAGCUCGGCAAGACUCCAUCCGGUAGAGUCAUGAUGACGGCAGGCAAUCAAACCAUCGAGUUCUUCUCAUGCGCAGUCAACGCACCGCUCUCGCGGUGUAUGAUUGUGCAGGAGUAAAGCAAAGUGCGAGAGAGAGUCUGAUACUCCACACGGUAGAACGAGCCGUACCUCCUUCUUUGCAACUGCUCAUAGCGUUUGCCGCGGGUGUUCCCAGAGAUGUUUUUUAUUUAAAUUACCUCGCCCUCCUUCUGGAGGAGCCUCAGUCAGCCACAAAGUGUACCAUUACGAAGGCUGCUGGGCUCCUCCCUGUACAAGAGAUGAAGAUGAAGAAGGAGUCGAGUAGUUCAAGCCCCACCCACCUCAGCCCAAACCCCCACCUCAACCGCCGCCCCCAGUCAAAGUCGGCAGCUCGCCCUCUUGUGUGAUCGUCAGGCUCUAAAGAAUACGCCUCCGCUUUUGUUGUAGAACUACCAAGUAUAUAGUACUAUGAUUGCCACUGAUGAAUAUGAAGAACAAAGUCGUCAUAUUGUCCCCUCA
This is a messenger RNA of Phytophthora infestans T30-4, 945 nucleotides long. RefSeq lists its product as uncharacterized. The transcript has a single exon. The coding region runs from base 43 to 525 and encodes 160 amino acids. The record is from RefSeq and is a predicted model, not a curated record. NCBI's taxonomy places the organism in Eukaryota, Oomycota, Peronosporomycetes, Peronosporales, Peronosporaceae.